Cygnus atratus (black swan) is the source of this 8238-nucleotide messenger RNA. It is a transcript of the gene ASB7, whose product is annotated as ankyrin repeat and SOCS box containing 7. Lineage: Eukaryota; Metazoa; Chordata; Aves; Anseriformes; Anatidae. Gene Ontology annotation, molecular function: protein binding. The record is from RefSeq and is a predicted model, not a curated record. Gene Ontology annotation, biological process: intracellular signal transduction. The transcript has 5 exons. The coding region runs from base 2897 to 3853 and encodes 318 amino acids.
GUUGCGAAAAUCGCCGCGCGUUUAAUUGGAUGGUGUUUGUUUACGAGUACCUUGUGGGCUGAGAUCACAGGAGAAGAUAAUGCUGUUAGAUGCUUAAGGAGAAAAAAAAUGAAAGGAGUCAUCAAAAACUGAGCCCUGCUGGUAAGAGGAGGAUGGUUUGGGAUCAGAGCGAGAACACUUCCUAGGGAGAAGUGCUUGUUUUACAUGGCAAGAAGAUAAAGAGAUGGGCUCUAGAAAGAGUAUUGUUGGGGGGAGAUGAUGGCAGUCAGCCUUUUUCUGUGUCCUGCUGUUACUGUGCUCCAAAUAAUGGCGUUUCUGCCUGUUCUUUUAAUGCCAAGUCUGUAUUGACUCCAUUCUAAUCCGUUUCAAAAGUAGAUGCGGUUGUGUUAUUUUGGCAAAUAUCCUCAGCGUGGUCCCACCGGUCUUUGUCGUGUUGUCAGAGACGUCGUUGACUGCACCAGAAUGUUUUUGCAUUGUCAGCAAUAAAUUAUUUCUCGGCAUUAGUUGCAGGGGAAAAAGCAGUACCUGUGGCUUUGGUCGGGGGUGGAUCUGUAUUCUGAUGUGUGUCUCCUCAUCGUAUGUUGAGAGGAAGCUGUUGCGCAGAUUAAGUAGAAAAUGCCUCAGUACCACAAGUUCUGAGAUGUUUCUUGAAGGUAGUAAAGAAAUUAUCUGUGUUAUUUUGAUAGAAUGCUGCAAAGUCACAUACGUGUUACUGGAACGCGUGGACGUGCCCGGUGUGAUGGCAGGAGGGGCUUUUAUGCUAAUUGGUAGGACAGAUGUGCAUUAAUACGAGCUUUGUAGUGCAGUUAUGGCACAACUGCUUUGUAAAGUUGGAUUGUUCUAACAACCUCUUUGCAGCCCAUCCCGUGGGUCCAACGUGGGCCUUGCGUUAGCGUAGCUUCUCCAGCAGAACAUCUUGGUGCUGAUAAGCCGUGAGAUCUUUGGCGAAUGCGUCUGUGGUUUUGUGAAGCUCCUUCCUAACGUGGAGUGCCAAUGCAGUGAAGUGUGAUCCAGCUGUAGAGGCUGGAACUGGAUUCCCAGGAAUCGGGGAAUUAGCUUCUGGCAGAAAUUUACACGUGGUCAAAACAAGAUACAGAGAUAAAUGGCGUGCUGAAGUUCUCCUCUCGAGCCCUGGAAGGAAUGCAGUGCACUGCAAGUAUAGCUGUCCCCUUAGAUACACACAUCAGUGUGUUGGCUUGUUGUGUGUUUGGAUUAUCUUCAGGCUAUAUACCCGCUUUGGAUUUGGUUUUCCUUACUGUGAAUUCUAAACCCUUCAAGGAAAUGAGUAGACUGAGAGGCUGUUUUCUGUUGUUCCAGCAUUUCCUUCCAGAAUGAUACUGUUGCAGUAAAAAAAACAUUGCUUUAUCUGCUGAAGUCAUCCAAUGAAUCCUGUCCAGUUUGAUUCUUUUAGGCCAUAUUAAAAAGAAAUGCAGAGACUGUUGAAUGAAGCAAACUGUGCUCAUCAGCUGUCUUAUAACUAUUAGGACUGAAGUGAUAGCUUUAGUGAGGUUUGAACCAGUUAUUUCUUCCUCCUGCUUUUGUCAUUCCAUUGAAAAGUUGGUGGUUGGAUACUUUAAUGACAGCAAAUCAUGUUCAAAUUUAUAAGUCUCACGCAUUAACACUUGCUAUGAAUUGUUACUGAGUUUAAGGCUAACUUUUCAUUUCACUUGUACUGUUUGAGACUUGUUAACUGUAGGUGAGAAGAGGGGAUGUGUUUUAUGCUGGUACAGGAGGAUUGCAAAGCAUGCUGCAGGCCACGAGCUCCUGCAGUUGGUCAGUGCAGAUCUGAGGGAGGAGAGUUGCAGCUGUGAUAGUCUGAUGCAGCAUUCCCUACUGAAAAAGCGCUGCAAGGCCUCGCUGUAACACUGAGCUCCUUGGUUUGGAAGGAGUCACAGCAUUUUCUUCACGGGGUUCUGCUUGUGGUUAAGGUUGCCAAUGUAUUGGGCGGGAAUCCUCAGGAUGGUUAAAGCUGACGCGUUGCCAGCGCUUUCUGAAGGUGACGUCUCCUCUGUUGCUCUCCUGUUUGCAGACCCGAAGUUACCUGAGCUGGCUGAUUUCACUAGUUCUCCACCAGGCCCAAAAGUCAGACCUCAGCCUCUCUGUGAAACGGAUAAUAGUUGGUAAAAUGAUACCUCUAAACUUCAAUUUCAGUCGCCUGCAGAAUGUGCCAGCCCAGCAGCUGCUUGUUAGUAUCUAACAGCACCUGACAGCACCACGCGGUACCAUAACCACCUGAAGUCGAUGGAGCACUUUUAGAUUAGCUCUCUUGGUUCAGCUGAACGUGUCCCAGCUACAAGAUGGCAUUACUGAUGCCCUCAUGAGAACCCUGUAACUCUUAAUGACCACUUAGGAAGUGUGAAGGCUUCUUUCCUUUGAAGUAGCCGUAGUUCUGUGAUGGUUGGGAAGAUUCGUGCACUAUUAACUCAUUGCUUCCAGCGCCAGCACUACGCAUGCGUAGCUCGGUGAUUUUCAUCUCAGUCACUUGGAUACCUCGCUUGAUGUCUGUCUGGGAUGUAGCAUAGAGCAGCUUGCAGGAAAUAUAUUCAGGACCAUCAGGCUCUGUGAAAUUUUGAUAUUUCACAUGUUAUUUGCAAACUUCGUGAUUGCGAUAGGAGAACACAAAUAACAUUGUUUGCCUUACUCUGUCUGCGCAGCUCCUGAGAUAAGAAGCCAAGCGACAUAGGAAGAUGAUGGUUGCGUUUAGACUCUUUGUCAAACACGUUGUCCAUUUUUGAAAUGCCAUUUGAGGGUAGCAGGUUGUUUGACACACAUGGGCACACAGGAUUAUGAAUAGUGAAGACAAUGAAGAGUGGGACAUCCAUCAAAGACUGACAACCCCUCGUAAGGUGACUAGUGCGACCUCAUGACGCUUCUGUAAAAGGCAGAUUCAGCUAGGAUGUUACACCAUCACUGUCGGAGAAACCCUGAACUACAGGAAGAGUUGCAGAUUCAGGCUGCAGUUGCUGCUGGCGAUGUUCACACCGUGCGCAAGAUGCUGGAGCAAGGAUAUUCUCCAAAUGGUCGAGAUGCCAAUGGCUGGACCUUGCUUCAUUUCUCGGCAGCAAGAGGGAAAGAGAGAUGUGUCCGUGUUUUCCUUGAACAUGGAGCUGAUCCCACAGUUAAGGACUUAAUUGGAGGCUUCACUGCUCUGCAUUAUGCAGCCAUGCAUGGCCGAGCGAGGAUUGCACGCUUGAUGUUGGAAUCUGAAUAUAGAAGUGACAUUAUUAAUGCAAAAAGCAACGAUGGUUGGACUCCCCUCCAUGUAGCAGCCCACUAUGGCAGAGACUCAUUUGUCAGGCUCCUGUUGGAGUUCAAGGCUGAGGUUGAUCCGCUCAGUGAUAAAGGUACCACACCGCUUCAGCUGGCCAUUAUCCGAGAGAGGUCAAGCUGUGUGAAAAUCCUCCUGGAUCACAAUGCCAACAUCGACAUUCAAAAUGGUUUCCUGUUACGAUACGCUGUGAUCAAAAGCAAUCACUCUUACUGCCGAAUGUUCCUUCAGAGAGGGGCGGACACAAACUUGGGUCGCUUGGAAGAUGGACAGACGCCCUUACACUUGUCUGCUCUUAGAGAUGAUGUGCUUUGUGCACAAAUGUUAUAUAAUUACGGAGCGGACACUAACACAAGGAACUAUGAAGGACAGACCCCACUGGCUGUUUCAAUAAGUAUUUCUGGAAGUAGCCGACCCUGUCUGGAUUUCUUACAAGAAGUGACAAGACAGCCCAGAAACUUGCAAGAUCUAUGCCGAAUUAAAAUCCGACAGUGUAUAGGCCUUCAAAACCUAAAACUCCUUGAUGAACUACCCAUUGCCAAGGUCAUGAAAGACUACUUAAAACACAAAUUUGAUGAUAUCUGAUAUCCAUGAAGAGAAGAACUCUGAGCAAGAUUAGUUAUAUUCCAGAUACUGAAGAGGCUUGUUGCCUUGCACAAAGUAUAUCCUAUGCAAAUUCUGAUUUUUCUGUGAAGUCAGAAGGCAGGUAUACACUUCCUUGGGUUUUUUAUACCACACGCUAGAAGGUCUUAAUUUUUGGUUUCUUGGUCCAAGUUUACAAGGUCCAAGCUUUCUAUACGAUAUUACAUUUUAAAAGUUGCUGUUGGGUUUUCAUUUGUUUGUUUUCACAUUAAGUGUGCGGACUUGCGGUGGAGAUGGAAUGUAGCCUCUCAAGGGAAGUGACUGGUUUGAAUUGGCAUGCUGAGCAAUUAUUCAACAAAGAGUUUGGAAAUCAAGGCACCAGUCCUGCAAAGGGAUACUGAUAGAGAGACCUUCAGAGCCCUGUUGUCUGUUGGAGCUACCAGGGCGUAUGUUUUUGCAGGAUAGAGGGAAGAGUUGAUAAUCAAUGUGUAAUUGGGUACUGUAUGAAUAUAAUUUGGAAAUUAAAAAAGGAAAAAAAAAAAAAAAGGAAAAAAAUGCAGUCACCCUAUUAAAUUUGAGGGUCUAUAGAUUGGCUCUUUUAUUUUAUUCUCUUCCUUAUUACUGUAGUUUGGAUGCCCAUAAAAUUCAGGCCCUCUUCUUUCCCGACAUUCCCUGUAAAACGGGCGGCUGUUUGUAAGUCUGUUUUUAGCAGUGACAGUACACUACAAAGAGGCAUAGCCUCGGUAUUUUUUACAUUAACUUAAGAGUAAACAAAGUUAGAUUUUUGAAGCCAAUGUAUUCUGUUUCUCAUACAGUGCCUCCUGUGCAAUAAUCUUUCUGAUGUAUUUUCCCUUUAUGUGUGAUUUUUUUUCCUCCCCCCCACUAUUCCUCAUUUAGUCUCAGUGCAUUAUUUGUGAGAAUAGGAACUGCUGCCUCACUGUAGUGUUGAUGUGACAUUACUAAAAUGAUGGUGGCAGUUGCUGUUCGUUAUUAAUCCCUGAAUUUCAUGAAUGUAUAACCUGCUUUAUUUCACUUUCAGUUGAAAUUUUAUCUACGGGUUCUCAGCCAAAUUGUGUCCAUUUAAAAAAGAAGAAAUUGGCCAAGCCCUUUUAAUUGUAAAGGCAGUGAUGGAUUUUGUUGUUAUUGCUCUGAAAUUCAAUUUGUUUCAGGUUAGAGAGUGGGAAGUGCACGUAAGCGUUAAGUUGCAUCUUAUAUGUGCACAAACAAGAAAACACCCCCUUCAUAUUGGAAACUUAAAUUUUGCAAACAUCAAGUGGUUUCCUAUUAAUCCGAAAACAGCAACUGAAAGGAGUACUGCAAUUCGGCUACUGAAUGUGUUUUUCAUACUAGGUAUUGAAAAGAUCUGUUAAAGAGCUUUGUUUCUGACCAUAAAAAAUGAAGUUCUUGCUAUCAAAAAAAAAAAAGAUUGGGCCAAAAAUUGCAGUUGUUUCACUCUCUUUAUUUUCAAGGGAUUAUGGAGUCAUCAUAAGGUUCUUGCCAGUGUCUUCUACUUUUGUUUUGCCAUCCUACUGACUCCAGAAGGGCCUCUCUAAUACCAGGAGUGCUUUUAUACCAAUUAUACCAAUGGAAGCGGGAAGAUGGAAGGAACAAUGGUGGCUUUUAAUUUUAACACUGUCACUUUCAAAAUAUUUAGUAUUAAAAAUAUAUAAAAAAAAAAAAAAAAGGCAAGAGAAGCAGGUAUACUCAUUUAACUGUGCUAGUUCCUUUUAAUAUCUUAGAGCCCCAGGUUGCAGUUCCUUGAGCAUGAACGUUAUCACUGAUAAUGGCUGCACCAGGGACUAUGGCAAGCAGUUGUCUCCCUGUUGUGCCCAACCUUGCAUCAGGUUUCCUAGUGAAAAUAAGUGAUUUUGGAGAUUUAUGACUCAGAGGAUUGGUGAUGGGAUGUUGAACCUUUUUAUCUCUAACUUGCAGUGGUUCAAGUCCAGCCUGCUCGAGCAGUGACUAAAAGUAAAUGUGAGCAGCAGGAGCACGCGUGGCCACCUCUAGGCAGUAGAGCUUGAUGAUGCUCCUGCAGGUGACAUGAGAUGGUGGUGGCACUGUCACGGAGACAAACUGUGUGUGUGGCUGGGGUGUGCACAUGAGCCCGGGUGCGUGAGGAGUCCUUCAGCUUUUCCCGAAGCAGGAAGGGUCGGCCCUUAGGAUCUUUAAGCUCUGAGACACUAUGGAAGUUAGGAACUGGCAGAUUUGAAGCAUGAAUCUUUGCUUUUGUGACAUGAGAUCAGAACCUUAAAACUGCUUUUUUUUCCUUUAAAUACUUAGCAUUGUUCACUACACCUGUAAGUUGGUCUAAACCAAUAUCCUUCCCCAUUGAAUUUUUACAGUAACAUUUUCUAAGGUAAUCUAGAGUAUAUUUUAGUUGCAAUCUAUAUUAAGGCAAAUUAUUUGUUCUGUCUGUUGCUGUGACUGAAGAAAAUUAUGGAAGACUUUGGUAACAAGAGUGCUAUUUAAUGAAGAAAUGUGUAAUUCCAUUAUUUAUUGUUUGAGGUUUGUUUUUUGGUUAUUUCUUCUAAGUAACUGACAUCUAAAGGGAACACACAUACACUUCAGGCCAGUAAAAAGCCUUUCUUUUGAAUUCAUUUUCAUCCUAUCCUCUUUCUCCUCCCCAAGGUGGAGGGAAGCCCUCAUUUCUUAUAUGCUAAGCCAUCUCUUGCAGCUGGUUUCCCUGACCUUGAUUCAGCGAAGCACUGCAGCACGUGUAUUUCUGAACCUACUGAUAGUUCUGUUCUCUAUCCUAAUUUAUACAUGUGCCCAAGUGAAGUAUGAUUAUUAAUUUGUUAAUCCUACCCAAAUUUCAAUAAUGUGGAAUCUGGUCUUUUUUUAUUAUUUUAAAUAUUGUGCACAAAUACUUUGAGGAAGAAAAUGGAUUUUGUUUUUUUUUUUUUUCAUUUGGACUAGAAUGUGGAAAAAGAAGUGCAUAACACAGUUUUGUUGUGUAGCCUAGUUCCAUUACCAUAAAAUUCACAGUUGAACACUUUUAUUAAACCUUUAAAAAUUGGCAAAUACACCAAAGAAUCAAUAUGAGUAAAAGACUCUGAUCAUUAACAAACUGCAAACCUCAUCCUUUAAAACAAAGCGGAAAGUUUUUGUAAAUAUUCAUGUUUAUAAAUGUACAGCAGAUUAAGAGUGUUUUUUAGAUUAUUUAAUUACCAUAUUUCUAAACUAUUUACAUUAUAGACAAUACUUGUUAGUUUGAAAAGCUCUUGAGUGUUUUUUUGUUUGUUUGUUUUGUUUUUUUGUUUUAUAAAUUCAUUAUCACUCAUGCUUGGAAUAACUUUGGCUUCCUUGGGAUAGCACGGAAAACUCAUUUUUUGGCUCUAGUUGGCGAUAGUAGGAGAACACAUCUGGACAGACUCAUCAGAAACACCCUGAGGCAAAAGAGAAUAUGUAGCAUGUUUACCAGGGUGGACCUGGACUAGCUGAAAGAUUUGGGAUCCUAACUUUCUCAGUUAAAUCUGUCCAGAGCCCCCAGUGAUGUUGUAACAAGAGCAACUCCCAACCUUCCCACAAGUCCAGCUUCCAUGCAACUCUGUGUUAUCAAUAUCACGAUGUAUUUUGUUCUUCCUUUGCAAUGUAAGCUUUUGCUUUGGGUCAAUUCAAAUUUUAAGAAGAAAAAGAAGUUGAAUCUGGUUAAAAACCUUUUUUUUGGUUUAUAUUCUGUUUAUUUCCAAUGUAACAUUUUAAUAACAUGAUACCACUUUACGCAUUUUUUUUCUCAAUGUUUGUCUGUCUCUUCCACUCCUUUUCCCAUCUCCAGAGCACGUUAUUCUGGUAAUGCAUUUGGUACUCCAAUUUGCCCCCUCGAGUAGGAGUUCAGAUGUGCAUUUUACCAGUAAAUCAGAGAAUAAAACUCACUCUGCACACUAGAGCUGGGCUUCAGAAGGGGGAACAAGCUGGUCUCUAGUUAUGAAUAGUUGGGUUUUCCCUGCUCCGAUUCCAGUGCAACCACUUCAAGGUCUUCCAAAAGUUUCACCUUUCCUUCUCAAGUUCAUAGGCUGACUAAAACACAUAAAUGGACCAAAUAGAGGUCACGCUUUGCAGAUGAAUCUGUUCUGUGUCUAUUUACUAAUAAAAGUUGAAUAAGGGGCCUCUAUGUGAAUACUCCUGGCAUGCAAAUGGGAACUGGAAGCAAUUGGCUUCAGUCAUGAGAGUGAUGUAUAAGCUAAAGUUGCAGUAAAGUUUUGAACCCUAAAAAUCUGGAGAAGGAGCAGCCUAGAUUAAAAAACAUAAGCAUUACUGCUAAAGGGGGAGAGAGGGGGGAGAUGUUUUCCAUUGCCCGGUAGCAAACUAUGCAAACAUCGCUGGAGUACAUAAGCUCUGCAACCAACAGUUGUGUUUAGAACUGUUGAUGAUAGUUGCUAACAGACUGG